CUUUACUGAGAGAGAAACCCUACAGAGCCACUGUGUGUGUGUGUGUGGAAGAGUGUGUGUGUGAGCGUCUCAGUCCGAGUGCAGCCAUGGCCAAGCUGGUGGAGUGUGUGCCCAACUUCUCUGAGGGACGAAAUAACGAGGUGAUUAAGGCCAUCGCCGAUGCCGUUUCUGCUACAGAGGGCUGCAGCGUGCUGGACGUGGACCCCGGAGCCUCCACUAACCGCACCGUGUACACGUUCGUGGGUUCUCCACAGGCCGUGGUGGAGGGAGCGCUGAACGCCGCACGUGCUGCUUUCACCCUCAUCGACAUGACCAAGCACAAGGGCGAGCACCCCCGGAGCGGCGCUAUGGACGUGUGUCCCUUCAUCCCAGUGCAGAACACCAGCAUGGAGGAGUGUGUGACGUGCGCUAAUGAGUUCGGGAGGAGAUUAGCGGAGAUGCUGCAUGUACCAGUGUACCUGUACGGAGAGGCGGCGAGGAGCGAAAGCAGGCGUUCUCUGCCGUCUAUCCGUGCUGGAGAGUAUGAAGCUUUACCGGAGAAGCUGAAGAAGAGCGAGUGGGCUCCAGACUUCGGUCCGGCGACGUUUGUCCCUUCUUGGGGCGCCACAGUCACCGGAGCUCGAAAAUUCCUCAUCGCUUACAACGUAAACCUCCUGAGCACCAAGGAACAAGCUCACCGAAUCGCCCUGGACAUCCGGGAGCAGGGCAGGGGCAAAGGACAGCCGGGGCUGCUGAAGAAGGUGCAGGGGAUGGGCUGGUAUCUGGACGAGGCUAACCUGGCCCAGGUGUCCACCAACAUCCUGGACUUCGAGGUCACUCCGCUCCACACCGUCUACGAGGAAAUCUGCAGAGACGCAAGGGAGUUGAACCUGUCGGUAGUCGGCUCUCAGAUUGUCGGUCUGAUUCCUCUGAAAGCCGUGCUGGACUGCGCCGAAUUUUACAUCCAGAAAGAGAAACUCUUCAUCUUAGAAGAGGAGCACAAAGUGCGGCUGGUCAUUAGCAGACUGGGUUUGGACUCUCUGGGGCCGUUUGUUCCUAAAGAGAGAAUCGUAGAGUACAUGGUGAAAGCCAAUCAGAUUGAGGGACAGCUGGCGUCUCUUUCUCUGCGCCAGUUUGUCCAGAGUGUCGGCGCUCGAACCCCGGCGCCUGGAGGGGGGUCCGUUUCCGCAGCGAUCGCUGCCAUGGGCGCGGCUCUGGGCUGUAUGGUGGGACAGAUGACGUACGGUAAGAAGCAGUUCGAGGCGUUGGAUGGUGUGAUGCGGAGACUCAUCCCUCCUUUCCACCAGGCCAUGAACGAGCUGCUGCUGACUGUGGACGCUGAUUCUACUGCCUUCAACAGCUACAUGGCUGCGCUGAAAAUGCCCAAAAGCACAGCGGAGGAAAUUCAGAGGAGAGACGAGGCCAUGCAGGACGGACUGAAGAAAGCCGUCAGCGUCCCCAUGUCUCUGGCUGAGAGAGUGACGCUGCUGUGGCCAACACUGAAGGAGCUGGUGAUGUACAGCAACCUGGCCUGCAAAUCAGACGUCCAGGUAGCAGCUAAAGCUCUGGAGACGGCUGUGUUUGGUGCUUACUACAACGUCAUCAUCAACCUGAAAGACAUCACUGAUGAGACGUUCAGGAAAGAUAUGGAGGAGCGAGCGUCUGCACUGCUAAAGCAGGCUACAGAGAGAGUUAAUGAAGUGCUGAACGCCGCAAGCAAACGCCACUGAACACACACACACACACACACAUAUACACACACUCACUAACACACAGCAAAUGAGUAUUUAUCUCCAAAGUUCAGCAUUAUAGUAAACACACUAACACACACACUAGCAUUACAGUAACACACUAACACACACACUAGCGUUAUAGUAAACACACUCUCACACACACUAGCGUUAUAGUAAACACUAACACACACACUAGCGUUAUAGUAAACACUAACACACACACUAGCGUUAUAGUAAACACACUAACACACACACUAGCAUUACAGUAACACACUCACACACACACUAGCGUUAUAGUAAACACACUAACACACACACUAGCGUUAUAGUAAACACACUAACACACACACACUAGCGUUACAGUAAACACACUCACACACACACACUAGCGUUACAGUAAACACACUAACACACACACACUAGUGUUACAGUAAACACACUAACACACACACACUAGUGUUACAGUAAACACACUAACACACACACUAGCGUUAUAGUAAACACACUAACACACACACUAGCGUUAUAGUAAACACACUAACACACACACACUAGUGUUACAGUAAACACACUAACACACACACACUAGCGUUACAGUAAACACACUCACACACACACACUAGCAUUACAGUAAACACACUAACACACACACUAGCGUUAUAGUAAACACUAACACACACACUAGCGUUAUAGUAAACACACUCACACACACACACUAGCGUUACAGUAAACACACUAACACCCACACUAGCGUUAUAGUAAACACACUAACACACACACUAGCGUUAUAGUAAACACACUAACACACACACUAGCGUUAUAGUAAACACUAACACACACACUAGCGUUACAGUAAACACACUAACACACACACACUAGUGUUACAGUAAACACACUAACACACACACUAGCGUUAUAGUAAACACACUAACACACACACACUAGCAUUACAGUAAACACACUAACACACACACACUAGUGUUACAGUAAACACACUCACACACACACACUAGCAUUACAGUAAACACACUAACACACACACACUAGUGUUACAGUAAACACACUAACACACACACUAGCGUUAUAGUAAACACACUAACACACACACACUAGCGUUACAGUAAACACACUCACACACACACACUAGCGUUACAGUAAACACACUCACACACACACACUAGCAUUACAGUAAACACACUAACACACACACACUAGUGUUACAGUAAACACACCAACACACACACUAGCGUUACAGUAAACACACUAACACACACACACUAGCGUUAUAGUAAACACACUAACACACACACUAGCGUUACAGUAAACACACUAACACACACACUAGCGUUAUAGUAAACACACUAACACACACACUAGUGUUACAGUAAACACUAACACACACCUGUAGUAAUUCAGAGCUCAUUCUGAUACACCACACACACACACACACACACACACACACACACACGGCAGUACAUGUUCCACAUGAGUGUGAGUAUCAGGACCUGGAUGAAACACAGAGCAGUUGUAUGGUGUGUGUGUGUGUGUGUGUGUGUGUGUGUGUGUGUGAUUCUCUAACAGACACACAGCACUCUUCCACUUCGUGAUCAUUAAUGAUUUAAACACGUUUAUAAUAAAAUCCUUUGACACUCUGA
Molecule: messenger RNA, 3367 nt
Organism: Pangasianodon hypophthalmus (striped catfish)
Lineage: Eukaryota; Metazoa; Chordata; Actinopteri; Siluriformes; Pangasiidae
Gene: ftcd
Product: formimidoyltransferase cyclodeaminase
Exons: 14
Coding region: 87-1709 (540 amino acids)
Molecular function (GO): transferase activity; folic acid binding
Source: RefSeq, a predicted model, not a curated record